ACCAUGUUUUCCCAUUCAUCUGCAAUUUCCACCAACCCUUUUGCUUUUGCUCUCAAUUUCUACUGAGACUACACCAAUACUAUUCAAAAUCUUGUCUUUCAGAAAACAAGAUCCAACCAUGUUUAGAUCCAUGAGUACUCGGAGAGGUCCUGGAAGGUAUGAGAGAUUAGGUAAAGAAUCAGUUACCACUGCACUUUUGAACGAGGGAUUCAAGAGGAGCACCAGUUUGCCUUCUUGGGGACCCAACCCUUCACGAAAAAUGGCUUUAGGUUCAACCUUUGGGGCCUUCAAUCUUCAGAGAAACCCCACAAAGAAGGGAAGUAGCAGUGAAAAGAAGAGUCACCCUCUUCUGAGCUUCUUGGCUCUUCGUAAGAAAAAGAAAACAACAGCAAGGCCUGAAUUUGCAAGGUAUCUUGAAUAUCUCAAAGAAGGAGGCAUGUGGGAUUUGAACUCAAAUAAACCUGUCAUGCAUUACAUCUGAUUAAGGUUUCAAUGCAGAAUAUCAGUAUAUUUCGUGUAAGAAUUUGUAGAGUCUGGUUACUUUUGGUAUUAGUCAUUCAUUUGAAUCGAUUGGGAACAUGCAAAGUUCAUCAGCCUGUUUUCAAUAGGUUCUUGUAAUAUAAAGAUGUUCUUUUUUCUCAGUGAUGGAUUGGAGAUUACAUUUAUUUUUA
Vigna angularis (adzuki bean) is the source of this 671-nucleotide messenger RNA. RefSeq lists its product as uncharacterized. The transcript has a single exon. The coding region runs from base 119 to 481 and encodes 120 amino acids. NCBI's taxonomy places the organism in Eukaryota, Viridiplantae, Streptophyta, Magnoliopsida, Fabales, Fabaceae. The record is from RefSeq and is a predicted model, not a curated record.